CGAGGGGCUGGGGGAAGGUGAAGUGUAGCGGUGCUGUGGGCUGCGCGGUCCUGGGUAGAGAGGUCACACCUCUUUCGGAAAGGAAAAAAAAAAAAAAAACCCCAAUCCGGCUACCAAGGUGAACGCAGAACGGUUCCCACCUUAAAAUCGGCCCUGCUCGUGACGUCAGUUCGGAAAUAUACCAAAGCGAGCGCGGGCCAGGAGUCCAGGGAGCGCUGCGACGCGGCGAUUGGGCGACAGGCCGCUGACGCGCGCUGACGCGCAAAGACUUUAGGUGCAUGUUGGCGGCGGCAGCGCGAGCCACAUAAACAAAGGCACAUUGGCGGCCAGGGCCAGUCCGCCCGGCGGCUCGCGCAAGGCUCUGCGGUCCGGUUCGCCUGCCCAGCCGGCCGCCUGUUCCUGUUCCCGCCCCGUUUGCUGUGUCCCUUCUCCCUUCCUCCAGCUCUUCUAUCACUUCCCAACCCCGGCACCCGGGCUCCCAGAGGGAACUGCACUUCAACAGAGUUGAAUGAAUGAAGAGAGAUCCGGAGAACUCCUAAGGAGAUCAAACAGACUGGAGUCCCCAUUGCUUUUCUAAAAAUCUUGGAAACUUUGUCCUUCAUUGAAUUACGACACUGUCCACCUUUAAGUUCCUCGAAAACGCCUGUAAUUCGGCUGAAGCCAUGCCUUGUGUUCAGGCGCAGUAUGGGUCCUCGCCUCAAGGAGCCAGCCCCGCUUCUCAGAGCUACAGUUACCACUCUUCGGGAGAAUACAGCUCCGAUUUCUUAACUCCAGAGUUUGUCAAGUUUAGCAUGGACCUCACCAACACUGAAAUCACUGCCACCACUUCUCUCCCCAGCUUCAGUACCUUUAUGGACAACUACAGCACAGGCUACGACGUCAAGCCACCUUGCUUGUACCAAAUGCCCCUGUCCGGACAGCAGUCCUCCAUUAAGGUAGAAGACAUUCAGAUGCACAACUACCAGCAACACAGCCACCUGCCCCCCCAGUCCGAGGAGAUGAUGCCGCACUCCGGGUCGGUUUACUACAAGCCCUCCUCACCCCCGACGCCCACCACCCCGGGCUUCCAGGUGCAGCACAGCCCCAUGUGGGACGACCCGGGGUCUCUCCACAACUUCCACCAGAACUACGUGGCCACUACGCACAUGAUCGAGCAGAGGAAAACGCCCGUCUCCCGCCUCUCCCUCUUCUCCUUUAAGCAGUCGCCCCCCGGCACCCCAGUGUCUAGUUGCCAGAUGCGCUUUGACGGGCCUCUGCACGUCCCCAUGAACCCGGAGCCCGCAGGCAGUCACCACGUGGUGGAUGGGCAGACUUUCGCUGUGCCCAACCCGAUUCGAAAGCCCGCGUCCAUGGGCUUUCCGGGCCUGCAGAUCGGCCACGCUUCACAGUUGCUGGAUACGCAGGUGCCCUCGCCGCCGUCGCGGGGCUCCCCUUCCAACGAGGGGCUGUGUGCUGUGUGUGGGGACAACGCGGCCUGCCAACAUUACGGUGUGCGCACCUGUGAGGGCUGCAAAGGCUUCUUUAAGCGAACGGUGCAAAAAAAUGCGAAGUACGUAUGUUUAGCAAAUAAAAACUGCCCAGUGGACAAGCGGCGCCGGAAUCGUUGUCAGUACUGCCGAUUUCAGAAGUGCCUGGCUGUGGGGAUGGUCAAAGAAGUGGUUCGCACGGACAGUUUAAAAGGCCGGAGAGGUCGUUUGCCCUCGAAGCCGAAGAGCCCACAGGAGCCCUCUCCCCCCUCGCCCCCGGUGAGUCUGAUCAGUGCCCUCGUCAGGGCCCAUGUCGACUCCAACCCGGCUAUGACCAGCCUGGACUAUUCCAGGUUCCAGGCGAACCCUGACUAUCAGAUGAGUGGGGAUGACACCCAGCAUAUCCAGCAAUUCUAUGAUCUCCUGACUGGCUCCAUGGAGAUCAUCAGGGGCUGGGCAGAAAAGAUCCCUGGCUUCGCUGACCUGCCCAAAGCCGACCAGGACCUGCUUUUUGAAUCCGCUUUCUUAGAACUGUUUGUCCUGCGAUUAGCAUACAGGUCCAACCCAGUGGAGGGUAAACUCAUCUUUUGCAAUGGGGUGGUCUUGCACAGGUUGCAAUGCGUGCGUGGCUUUGGGGAAUGGAUUGAUUCCAUUGUUGAAUUCUCCUCCAACUUGCAGAAUAUGAACAUCGACAUUUCUGCCUUCUCCUGCAUUGCUGCCCUGGCUAUGGUCACAGAGAGACAUGGGCUCAAGGAACCUAAGAGAGUGGAAGAACUACAAAACAAGAUUGUAAAUUGUCUCAAAGACCAUGUGACUUUCAAUAAUGGGGGGUUGAAUCGCCCCAAUUAUUUGUCCAAACUGUUGGGGAAGCUCCCAGAACUGCGUACCCUUUGCACGCAGGGGCUACAGCGCAUUUUCUACUUGAAACUGGAAGACUUGGUACCACCGCCAGCAAUAAUUGACAAACUUUUCCUGGACACUUUACCUUUCUAAGACCUCCUCCCGUGCACUUCAAAGGAACUGGAAAGAAAAUUAAAACUGUCCAGAGGGGGCAAGUCAUGUGGGCAGAGAUAGCCCCCCAAGCUAUCUUGGCUUAAGCUGUUCCCCACUUCUGUAAACUCCCCCAGUCCCUUGAUCCUUAAAGAAAACAAACAAACAAAAAACUGUUGCUAUUUCCUAACCUGCAGGCAGAACCUGAAAGGGCAUUUUGGCUCCGGGGCAUCCUGGAUUUAGAACACGGACUACUCACAAUACAACAGUGGUAUAAACUUUUUAUUAUCAGUUUAAAAAUCAGUUUAUUGUUCAGAAGAAAGAUUGCUAAUGUAUGAUGGAAAAUAUUUGGCCAUGCUUGGUUGUUGCAGUUAAGACGAUGUAACACACACACACACACACACACACACACAUACAUCUUAAAGGGGAUCCGCAAGUAUUACCCUUUAACAAGACUUCAAAGUUUUCUGCUGUAAAGAAAGCUGUAAUAUAUAGACAAACUAAGUGUUGAGUGGAUGGCAUGAGUUGAAGAAGGCAAAGACUUGUAAAUUUAUCCAAUGCAGUUUGGCUUUUUAAAUUAUUUUGUGCCUAUUUAUGAAUAAAUAUUACAAAUUCUAAAAGAUAAGUGUUUGCAAAAAAAAGAAAAUAAAUACAUAAAAAGGGACAAGCAUGUUGAUUCUAGGUUGAAAAUGUUAUAGGCACUUGCUACUUCAGUAAUGUCUAUAUUAUAUAAAUAGUAUUUCAGACACUAUGUAGUCUGUUAGAUUUUAUAAAGAUUGGUAGUUACCUGAGCUUAAACAUUUUCUCAAUUGUAAAAUAGGUGGGCACAAGUAUUACACAUCAGAAAAUCCUGACAAAAGGGACACAUAGUGUUUGUAACACCGUCCAACAUUCCUUGUUUGUAAGUGUUGUAUGUACCGUUGAUGUUGAUAAAAGAAAGUUUAUAUCUUGAUUAUUUUGUUGUCUAAAGCUAAACAAAACUUGCAUGCAACAGCUUUUGACUGUUUCCAGAGUGCUUAUAAUAUACAUAACUCCCUGGAAAUUACUGAGCACUUUGAAUUUUUUUGUUUUUUUAAUGUCUAAAAUUGUCAGUUAAUAUAUUAUUUUAUGUUUGAGUAAGAAUUUUAAUAUUGCCAUAUUCUGUAGUAUUUUUCUUUGUAUAUUUCUAGUAUGGCACAUGAUAUGAGUCACUGCCUUUUUUUCUAUGGUGUAUGACAGUUAGAGACGCUGAUUUUUUUUCUGAUAAAUUCUUUCUUUGAGAAAGACAAUUUUAAUGUUUACAACAAUAAACCAUGUAAAUGAACAGAA
Nycticebus coucang (slow loris) is the source of this 3764-nucleotide messenger RNA. It is a transcript of the gene NR4A2, whose product is annotated as nuclear receptor subfamily 4 group A member 2. The coding region runs from base 663 to 2459 and encodes 598 amino acids. Gene Ontology annotation, molecular function: nuclear glucocorticoid receptor binding; nuclear receptor activity; zinc ion binding. The transcript has 8 exons. Lineage: Eukaryota; Metazoa; Chordata; Mammalia; Primates; Lorisidae. The record is from RefSeq and is a predicted model, not a curated record. Gene Ontology annotation, cellular component: transcription regulator complex; nucleus. Gene Ontology annotation, biological process: central nervous system neuron differentiation; regulation of transcription by RNA polymerase II; cellular response to corticotropin-releasing hormone stimulus.